Stylonychia lemnae is the source of this 2028-nucleotide messenger RNA. The record is from the annotation of a GenBank genome assembly. NCBI's taxonomy places the organism in Eukaryota, Ciliophora, Spirotrichea, Sporadotrichida, Oxytrichidae.
AUGACUGAAGGAAUAGGGGAGGAUGAAAAGCUCUAUACUGAUCAAAUCUUUGAUGAAGACACAUUCUAAAAUGCAAAUAACUCUAAUAAUUCAGUUAUCAAUAAUUAUGUGCAUGAGACACUUAAGAUUGAGGAUUAAUUGCCUAUUGACUUAUUUAACCUUACAAAUGAUGAAAUUGAAGAUGAUGGAAUUAAUAGCUCUGAAGAAGAUGAACAUCAGUAAUAAAAGAUAAAAAAGUCUAUGCAGAUAGGGCAAUAGAUGAAUAGAGAGAAUAUGAUUAAGAUGAGUUAAAUUGCUCCGUUUCUGAAUACUACUCAUGGCUAGUACUAGUAGCCAUUUAAAGGUGGUUGGACAGCUUUGAAUUAAUACUUCGAAAACACCAAAGGAAAUGCAACUCUGUUGUUUAAUUUAGUCUCCUAUGACUUUGAAGAGAAAAAGUACUCAUACUCCCUCACAAGACAUGUCAACAAUAAUACUGUCUACACUAGGUUUGAAAUCAAAUUAAUACUGCAAGACUACAUAUAUCUGGAUAACUAUGUACAAAUAGAAACAACUAGCAUUUUAGGUUAUGAGCCUUACAACAAGAUGAAUUUGGAUGUUAAUCAUAGUACGAUGGGAUAUCAUAACUAUCAUGGAAUCGUCAAAGAGGCAUCAUUGCUUACUAUAAAUAAUGCCAAGAGUAAGUUUAUCUCGUUACAUUUAUUUGCUUCAGAUUGCUCAUUGAAUAUGUCUUUUUAAAUCCAAGAUAUUACCGAACAAUACGACAUGAAAGAUCACAUUUUCCAUUUGAUUCUCUCAAGUAAUGAUGAACACUAACUUAAUGAUAAGGUGUAUAAGAUUAACAUGCUGCUUGACAAUGCUGAUACUAAUAAUAAAUGCUUUCCAGGACCAGUGAAAGGUGAAUUCUACAAUGUAGACUUCUCGAAUCCUAAGGCCAAAAUAUUCAGGUAUUGUAUGACGUACAUGGGUCUUACUAUUAUACUAAUCUAUGCAAUGGUCUUUGAGUAUGUCAAGAUUACUUAGGAUCAGAGAGAAAAUGCUCAGAAUAUUUCCUUAAUAUCACUGGGAGUGCAUUCAAUUUGGAAUAUUCUAUCAUUGAUCAUUCAUCUGAUUCUCUCAUACUAGCUAUUCAGCAAUUACUCCAAGAUGAUUUGGGCGCCAGUAGUCUGCAACAUGAUUCUUCACUUUGUGAUUUAGAGGAAAUUGAUAGUCGCAGUUUGGAAAGCUCAGCAAAGUUACUUUAUUGUGGAGUAGGACAUGCGCAACAGUGAGAUGAGGUGCUACAGCAGAUACUACUUCUUCGUCUUUUUAUUCCUAAUAUCGGUCUACAAGAUCCUCACCAUUGACAUACUAAUGGCUUAUAUGAGAGGCUGUCCUAAUAACAUCUUCAUGACUCAACCCCACAACUCAACAGUUGUUAUAAUAGUCACAUCAAUUACCUUGCAGAUAUUUAUACUCAUAGUCUAAGCUAUCAAGAAUCCAGUGAGAUAUCUACCGAGAAUGAUGCGCAGACGAGUCAGGAGGAUAAUCAGAGAAAGAAAUCGUAGGAUUAGAGAGUUUAAUGGAUCUCAUUAGUAUUUCAUUAAGUUUAAGAAAGCUGUAGUCCAAAAGAAGAAGAAGUCUAAUAAGAAGAGAAACUAGCAUGAGAUAUUAGAUGAUCCUCUUGAGCUAACGCAGGAAGUAGCAAUUAAGAGUGGAGACGCUGAAAAUCAGUCUGCACAGAGAGAAAUGACUGAGGAGGAAAUUAAAAAUAUGGACUGUGUAAUUUGCCUAAGUCAGUUGAAAUAGCUACCCUGUGAUGUGAAUCCAGAUGGCACAGUAGCUGCAGGAGUUGAGAUAGUACUAACUAAAGGGUACAUGCAAACUCCUUGUAACCAUAAAUUCCACAAGAAAUGUCUCCUUUAAUGGAUGAAUAUGAGGAUGGAGUGUCCCACCUGCAGACAGAGACUUCCUAGAAUUGAGUUAUACGACGACUUAGGAUCUGGAUCUGAUACUGAUUCUGAUUUGGAAAUGAAUUAUAGACGGUGA